Penicillium malachiteum is the source of this 2070-nucleotide messenger RNA. Its product is annotated as putative G1/S-specific cyclin Pcl5. Gene Ontology annotation, cellular component: cyclin-dependent protein kinase holoenzyme complex; nucleus. Gene Ontology annotation, biological process: regulation of cyclin-dependent protein serine/threonine kinase activity. The transcript has 2 exons. The annotation marks the transcript as partial. The record is from RefSeq and is a predicted model, not a curated record. Gene Ontology annotation, molecular function: protein kinase binding; cyclin-dependent protein serine/threonine kinase regulator activity. Lineage: Eukaryota; Fungi; Ascomycota; Eurotiomycetes; Eurotiales; Aspergillaceae.
UCGUCGUCGGUUUUGCCUUCCAUGAAUCCUAUCGCGUCGGAUAUGUCGGGGAUGGACGUCUUGGGUUUGCACUUGUCAAACCCAGGCUUAUCAAAGACCUCUCAAACCCACCCUUAUGGCUCCUCGAUCUCCUCCUCCGCCUCCUCCUCUUCCUCUUCUGUUUUCUCAGAUGCUCAGAGUUCCAUCUCUUCCACAGCCACUAAUCCAGUUGAUGUGAUUUGGGAAAAUGAUGCGGAAGGUCGGUUGGCGGGGAGAACUGCGGGUUGCCCUCGCGCAUUUGCAAAGACCAUUCCGGCCAAAGAUACUGCGGUGCCGCCUGAGAUGCGGAUGCAUCCUCGGCGCACCAACUGUAUUGCGACUAGUGGUCCUGGCGCGCGUCCACCACCCUGCUUGCUUCGUCAAUCAGAGCGUAAGGUGAAUUUCGUGGAUAAUCUUGUUGCUUCUAUUUUUCUCAUUUCAAAGACACUGCUGCCCAGAUUGUGGAAAUCAUCUGGCCGCUGUCUGCCGCCGCGUCCCGCAGUGAUGCUGCGACCGGUGCUAAGGGGGGUCCUCCCUCUCCGAACGUUUAUCCAGGAAACGCUCCGUCGCUCACGUACUAGUUAUAGUACUUUGCAGGUGGCUUUAUAUUAUCUUAUUAAGAUCAAGGAACAUGUGCCCGCUCAUGACUUCACCAAGGAACAACCUCGGGAUAUUUCAACAACGCGGGCCAUGCAGUGUGGUCGUCGAAUGUUUUUAGCAGCACUGAUUCUAGCUUCCAAAUAUCUGCAAGAUCGCAACUACUCCGCCCGGGCCUGGAGCAAGAUCUCUGGUCUGAAUACGCUGGAAAUCAAUCAAAAUGAGUUGAUGUUUCUCCAGGCGGUUGGUUGGCGUUUGCAUAUCUCUGAGGCUACCUUCCAGCGCUGGACUGACCUUGUUCUCAAGCUGACCCCCGGUGCUGGCGGUCCUCCUCUCGGGGAGGCCCACUGCUGGCGUUCCGUCCUGCCUCGUUUGACCCCCGAGCUGGAUACGAUCGAGCCGGAACAGCCCACGACCCCGGUCUCCGCCAUGGGUGGUAUGGAUUUGGGAAUGUCGGAAUCGCCCUCGCCGCGUAGUGUCGCCAGUAGCGAAUACCUCCUUGCGACCUCGUGCCCUCGGAAUUUGCCCCGGCCUCUGGAACCAACUCCACGAAUGGAGUACGCGACCAGCCUACCCACGCCCAUGAUUCCGCGUCCCUCCAUGCUGGCAACUCCCCAGAUGACCCCUCAAGCCCAUGUGGCUAAUGCUCCUGCUGUGAGUAUGGCAACAUGCGGUGCUGCUCCCCGCCGUCCUUCCAUCUGUACCGCAAUGUCUCAGGCACAGAACUUGGGUUUGGCGCGCUCGACUCUUGAUCAGCGCCCGCCUCUCUCGUUCUACCCUCGAACACAUUCGUACGAUGGAUACCCGGCUGCAGUUCGUCGGUCCUCUCUGGCUCGUUCCAGCUCGUCUGUUUCAUCCGCCUCGUCCCCGGACUCUAUGGUGUCUGACACAUCGACUAUGUCGUCUCGUUCUUCGCGAUCGUCAUCUGUCUCGUCAAAUGCCUCUGGAGCGGGUGCCCCCGCUCCAGCUCGACUGGCAGUCAAGGCUACCCUGCGCUGUUCCAACAUGUUGAAGGAAUGCCGCAAGACCUUGGCUAUUGCUUCCCCGAUCGAUGAGAGCUCUCUGUCGGAUCUGCACAGCUCCCCUGAAUCUUAUUUGGGUGGUGUGACCAGUUCUGUUCCAGAUCUCUCGGGUUACUCGUUGGACUCCAGUCUGAGUGAAGCUGCUCAAAGUCUUUGCGAAUUGUCCGGUGCUACUCCCGAAAGACGUCAUUGUCGCAAACGCGGUCGCACUGGAUCUGACGAUAUGCUAUUGCAGAACCAUGUCCGUCAUUUGAUUGAUAUGGGUGCCUCUGGUGCCUCAUCGGUGCUGCCUGAUGGUAACCUAGCCAGCUCGUUUAUCGUUGGAGAUGGAUCUUCCCUCUCUGGCCCGGCUGGCAUGAAACGGGCUUGCUGUGGCAGCGAAGCGCAUAAGAUCGCUUUAAAUCCGAGCAUACGCGCGGACUUUUUGAACUGA